UGAAUCUGGCGUGGAAACCAAAACAAAACAUUUUGGGAACACAAGCAAAAUGGAUUCGGAAGCUGCGGGAUUAGCAUUCCUCUCCAGAGAGCAAAUCAUAAGGAUACUGAGCGAAGUGCCAGCAGGAUUCAUAAAGCCCACGGAUCCGCCCGCACCAAGUUUGCCGCCCUUCAAAAAGCUCGGCGUUCUCGUGGACAUCGAUGACAUCGUGGGCGAGCAGGAUGCGGCGGCAGCUAGGAUCAGGGACAACAUGGAUAAGGAGCAGAGCUUCAGCUGCGUAGAAUGCAGAAAAAUUCUGCCCACUGCCCAUUUACUGGACCUGCACAUCACCGAACAGCACGAUUGCUAUUUCGCCGCCAGCGUGGAGCGCGGUGACAAGCCCAUGUUUUCCUGCUUUCUGGAGGAGUGCACCGUCAAGUUUCAUACUGCCCGGCAGCGCAAGGACCACUGCAUCAUAGCGCACAAGCUUCCGGCGAACUAUCGCUUUGAUCAUAGCAAGAAUAGGGGCAAACAGAAGCAUCAAGCCAAAGGCAAAGCCAACUCCAUGGAGGUGGACGAGGUGACAGAGGAAACUAAAAGUUUGCCCUACGUCAAGGCCUUCAGCUUUGGACACCAAACGCAGAGGAGUUUCUACACCCGCAAGGAUCAGAGAUCUGGCGAAACCCUGGACAAUGUCCAGGCCAUGAAGGAGGCCAUUAACGACAUCCUCGAUUAGAUUUGUACAACUAUUUAUUUUGCGAAUGAAGCAGCAUUAUCAUUAUCCUGGUACAACUACAUUAGUCUGUUAGCGGAAACAUUCUACAUCAUUUUGCCUUGGCGCUGGGCCUGUAAAUAAACGAAAAUCGGUUUUAUUGUUGA
Molecule: messenger RNA, 858 nt
Organism: Drosophila mauritiana
Lineage: Eukaryota; Metazoa; Arthropoda; Insecta; Diptera; Drosophilidae
Product: protein lethal(2)k10201
Exons: 1
Coding region: 50-715 (221 amino acids)
Source: RefSeq, a predicted model, not a curated record